GUUGUAGUUCGGGGCGUGGUACACCCGAGCUGACGCCCUCUCGGCAGAUUGAGGACUGGUGCUGAGACCCUCCUCAGGUGUCUCGUUGGGAAUCGGUGGCGCCAAUGGCAAGUGAGACGGCAGCUUUGGAGACAGUGACUCAAGAAGCAUCUGCGUCGGACAUGGAUGUGGCCGAUGUUGGCUUCGAGUCCCUACCCGGCUAUGCCAAGCUGUCAUGCAAUCAGUGCUUAUUCUUUGCUUCGCAGCAGGGAUGCUCCAAGGGCUCCUCGUGUUCCUUCUGUCACCACCUGGUGACCGAGGAGGAAGCGCAGCUUGCGGCAGCCCGUCCACGCAAGGUGCGACGCAAGCGCAUCAAGGCGAAUCUCAAGGAGAUGCUACAAAAGUUGAACGCAUCGAACCAGCAGCCUGAGGAGGUCCUGCGUGCUCUUCAGGCUGAGGCCCAGAGGAACCAGUACGCGCGCUUGUUAGGGCAACACUUGGUGGACCGUUGGUUGGACGACAAGGCCCGUGCCUCACGGAGGGCGGCAGUGUUAUCUGCCCCGGCAGCCAGCGUGCCUGCGGGGCUGAUCUCCAGUGGCACGAGCAGCAGCGCGAGCGGCAGCGCGAGCGGCAGCCCUGAGGCCAAUGGCAGUGAUGCGGUGAGCCAAACCGCAGAAGCUCCUUCAGACGAACCCCAGGAAUUUUGCCGUGCACUGCUCCGCUUUUCGGUUUAGGUGCCACCAUUCCAGUUUACCAGCUGUGGUGAUUCCCGGCUGCCUAAUUCAGAGGUAUUUCGAAGCCUGCGACCUGUUCCAUCGGGAGGCCAAAGCUACUGCACCCGUGACC
Molecule: messenger RNA, 825 nt
Organism: Cladocopium goreaui
Lineage: Eukaryota; Dinophyceae; Suessiales; Symbiodiniaceae
Source: the annotation of a GenBank genome assembly